Molecule: messenger RNA, 3057 nt
Organism: Vespa crabro (European hornet)
Lineage: Eukaryota; Metazoa; Arthropoda; Insecta; Hymenoptera; Vespidae
Gene: Ttc30
Product: tetratricopeptide repeat protein 30A
Exons: 10
Coding region: 975-2951 (658 amino acids)
Biological process (GO): intraciliary transport
Cellular component (GO): axonemal microtubule; intraciliary transport particle B
Molecular function (GO): protein binding; intraciliary transport particle B binding
Source: RefSeq, a predicted model, not a curated record
AGGAGAAAUGAAGAAAGAAAGAAAAGGAAAGAGAAAGGGAGGAAGAAAAAGAAAGAAGAAGAAAGAAAAAAAAGAAAAGAAAGAGAAUAGAGCAGAAACAGAUAGAUAUAUUCGAGAAUGGAGGAAGGGACGUCAGGGAGAGGUGAGGUGGGAAAAAGAGAAAGAAAGAAAGACAGACAAGGACGCGGCUACACUAAACCAAUGCACUGACACACGUUUACUUUUUUUUAUCCACACAUAUAGAUCUGUGUGUGUUUGUGUAAACAAAUUCGCGACACUCCCAAGCGAACGAGCGAGUUGGAUCGAAAACCAAUAAUAUUUUUCUCCGACGAUCAUUGAAGAACAAAGAACAGCGUCCUUCGUACGAACCUUUUCGAGACUUUCUUACGAGCGUAUAUACGCUCCACGUUUCUCCAAAUACUGUCGCUCGGAAAUUCCUCGCAAAAAUUCGGACGCAUUUCGCUCGCUCGCCGCUCACUCAGCUCCGCACUCUUUAUCUUUGUAAUCUGCCGUAAGGGCGCGCCACUUGGCGCGACUUGCUUUGCGAAUCAGAACGCGUUUUUUUGCUUUUCCCUUUUUCUUCCUCGAUGUCAAUUUUUUACGAUAUUUUAAUUUAUAUUUUUUUUUUUAUUAUAUCAUUUUACGUAAAAAAUCAUUAUUAAGUUUUAUAUUUAAUGUUUUAUUAUAAAUAUUGUUAUACGAAUGUUUCGAAAACUAUGUGUGUCGAUUGAUUCGUCCUUUUUUGGAUCCAUUUUGAUUUAACGGAAAAUAACUUUAAACAGAAAAUUUCUUUUGCACAUUGCAUCAUGGUGUGAGAAAUAAACUUGCUGGAUGAUAUGGGGGCGAUAAUUUGUAUUACUAUGACGACGCGGUCUAUGUCCGUCAAAACAAUGCACGUGACACGAUCAUUUCAUGUAUUAACGUUUCGAAUAGCUACGUGUUCAGUGUCAUAAUUUUUACUUGAAAUAUUUCAAAUGAAUACUUUUAUACAAAAUGUAUAUAUUAAAGACGGAGAAUAUACGAAAACAAUAUAUUCUAUGAUCAAGGAACAGCGAUAUGGAGAUACAAUCAAAGUGUUAACGACCCUUUUUGAAUCUCAUCCUGAUUCCAGACCUUGUUUAUCGCUUCUUGCUCAUUGUCAUUUUUAUAUGCAAGACUUUGCGGCAGCAGCUACCUGUUACGAAAAAUUGGUUCAAAUAUGUCCAGAAGAAAAUAUAUAUAAGCUUUAUCAUGCUCAAUCUUUGCAUCAAGCUUGUAUGUACCAAGAGGCUUGGACAGUUUCUUUGACUAUCGUUGAUUCAAGUAAUUUAGAAUAUAAAGUAAAGAAGUUACAAGCAGCCAUAAAGUAUGGUCAAGAAGAUAUGGUAGCUGCAAAAAAUCUUGUAGAUCAAUGUCCACUCGAUGAUGUGGAUACAGAAGUAAAUUUGGGAUGUCUGCUAUACAAGGAAGAGGAAUAUGAACAAGCUUUAAAAAAAUUCUCAAAUGCUUUACAAAUUACAGGAUUUAAACCUCAUUUGUCCUAUAAUGUUGCUCUCUCUUAUUUCAAACUAAAAGAAUAUGCAGCUUCUUUAAAACAUAUUGCUGAUAUCAUUGAGCAAGGAAUUAGAGAACAUCCGGAACUAGGCGUGGGUAUGGCAACAGAAGGUAUUGAAGUUCGUAGUGUUGGAAACACGCUUACUCUUCAUGAAACAGCUUUGACAGAAGCUUUUAAUCUAAAAGCUGCUAUAGAAUACCAGUUGCAAAAUUAUGAAGCUGCUAAAGAAGCAUUAACGGAUAUGCCUCCUCGUUCUGAAGAAGAAUUAGAUGCCGUUACAUUACAUAAUCAAGCAUUAUUAAAUAUGGAUACAAAGCCGAGCGAAGGGUUCGAAAAAUUACAAUUCUUAUUACAACAAAAUCCUUUUCCACCUGAAACGUUUGCUAAUGUACUAUUGCUAUAUUGUAAAUAUCAAUAUUAUGAUUUAGCAGCAGAUGUUUUAGCUGAAAAUGUACAUUUAACAUACAAGUAUUUGACACCGUAUUUAUAUGAUUUCCUGGAUGCAUUAAUUACGCAACAAACUUCGCCGGAAGAAGCGUAUCGCAAAUUCGAUGAUCUUGCAAACAAGCAUACUGAAACAUUGCGAAAGGCAACUAAACAGGUUCAAGAAGCAAGAUUAAAUCAUGAUGAUAGUGCUGUUAAAAAAGCUGUAACUGAUUAUGAGGAAGCAUUAGAUAGAUAUGUACCUGUUCUAAUGGCACAAGCUAAAAUAUAUUGGGACAGGGAGAAUUAUGUACAAGUAGAGAAAAUUUUUAGGAAGAGCGUUGAAUUUUGUAACGAACAUGAUGUAUGGAAGUUAAACGUAGCACAUACUUUAUUUAUGCAAGAAAAUAAAUUUAAGGAAGCAACAGGUUUUUAUGAACCGAUUGUCAGAAAAAAAUAUGAUAAUAUUUUAGAUACAAGCGCUAUAGUAUUGGCAAAUUUAUGCGUAAGUUACAUUAUGACAUCUCAAAAUGCAGAUGCUGAAGAAUUAAUGAAGAAAAUUGAAAAAGAAGAAGAGGCAAUAUCGUUUGAAGAUCAAGAUAAAAAGUUAUUUCAUCUCUGUAUUGUAAAUUUGGUGAUUGGAACUUUAUAUUGUUCAAAAGGCAACUACGAAUUUGGCAUAUCUAGAGUGAUGAAAAGUUUAGAACCUUAUAAUAAGAAACUAGGAACAGAUACUUGGUUCUAUGCAAAAAGAUGUUUUCUCUCUCUCCUAGAACAAUUAGCUAAACAACUAGUAGUUUUAAAAGAUUCCACUUUACAAGAAUGUAUUCAAUUUCUGGAACAUUGUGAAGUUUAUGGACGAGAUAUACCUACUGUAAUAGAACAACCAUUUGAUAUGCAAGAUAUUCUAACAGUACCACCUCAAGGAAUACAAACUGUUAUAUAUGAAGCAAGGUAUUUGAAGUCAUUGUUUCUAAAGCUACAAACGUCUUAAAGGUAUACAUGUUAUAAAAUAUAAAAUAUAUGUAAAUGCUUUAGAUAUUUUUUAUGUCUGGAUUGAAUAUAGAUAUUAAGUGUAAAAAUAAAAUAUAUUUAUUAAA